GGUGAGCAUCAUGAGACGUAAGGUAAUUCGCCGGGCUAUUAGCUUCACGAGGAAUGUGACGCGGGUGAAUAUCCCGUCAUGAAUUAGAUUGCGAUAUAUCACAAGCUGGAGGGUGUUUUUGGAAGUGUAUUUAGACCAGGGGUGGUGAAGGAUAGUUUUGCCCCCAAAUUGCCUUGAAUCUCAUUUCUUUUGGUAGUUCUAUAGUGUCAGCACUCAGCUCUGGUUCUGCAACAAACCAAAAACAAUGGCUUCCAAUUCCAAUUCCAAUUCCAAUUCCAAAUCAUACGGUUACGAUUUGCUAUUGGGAUCAAUCGCUGCUUUCUACACUAUCACGGUGCCCUACACCAAAGUCGAAGAGAGUUUCAACGUUCAGGCAAUGCAUGAUGUCCUUUAUCACCGGUUUAACUUAGGCAAUUAUGAUCAUCUUGAAUUUCCUGGUGUGGUUCCUCGCACUUUCAUUGGUGCUUUUCUUGUGUCACUUGUCGCAGCUCCGUUUGCGUUUACUGCAAGUUUGCUUCACUUGCCAAAGUUUUACGCUCUUCUCACAGUUCGGAUGGCCCUAGGGUGCAUCAUACUAUAUACACUAAGAUUCUUUCGUCAUCAGAUAAGGAGCAAAUUUGGGCAUCAAGUAGAAGCCUUCUUUGUGAUACUAACUUCCGUUCAGUUUCAUUUUCUGUUUUAUUGUACUCGUCCGCUUCCUAACAUUCUUGCUUUGGGUUUAGUCAACGUCAUGGUGCUGUACUUUCUCUUGAUUUAUUUUGUAAUGAAUUUGGCAUAUGGAUACUGGUUUGAGGGGCGCUUUUAUGCAGCUCUAAACUCUCUGAUUUUUGCUACAGCUGUGUUCAGAUGUGACAUGCUAUUACUUCUUGGUCCCCUCGGGCUACAACUUCUUCUGACAAAAAAAGUUUCAGUAUGGGGUGCUCUAAAACAUUGCACUGGCAUGGCCUUCUUCUGCAUAGGUCUAACCAUAUUGGUUGAUUCAAUUAUGUGGAAAAGGUUAUUGUGGCCUGAAUUUGAAGUCUUUUGGUUUAACUCUGUACUGAACAAGAGUUCUGAAUGGGGAACACAUGCUUUCCAUUGGUAUUUCACCUCGGCACUUCCUCGUUCAUUGCUUGCUGCAUGCCCUCUUUCCCUGUUUGGCCUCUUUGUAGACAGAAGGGUUCGGUCUUUCACUUUCCCUGUUCUUGCCUUCAUUUUGCUUUAUUCUAAGCUUCCCCACAAGGAGCUUCGUUUUAUUAUAAGUUCAGUUCCAAUACUUAACUUGUCUGCUUCAAUUGCAUGUAACAGAAUUUACAACAAUAAGAAAAAGAUGAUUUGGAAUUUGCUUUUCCUUAUCAUGGUGGGAUUACUUCUUAUGAGUCUUGGAGGCACCAUCACAACUUUCAUGGCAUCAUACUGGAACUAUCCUAGUGGUCAUGCCUUAAAAAAAAUGCAUGGUAUUGGUCUUCACAAUGAUACAGUUGAAAAAUGGGUUCACAUUGAUACGUUUUCAGCCAUGAAUGGGAUAUCUCGCUUUUGUGAAAAUGAUUUCCCAUGGAGGUAUUCUAAAGAAGAACAAAUUAUCUUGCAAGAAUUUCACCUGAGAAAUUUUUCUUUUCUUAUAAAUGAACAUCCUACGGUCAAUGGAUUCAAAUGCAUAUUUACUGAAGAUGGGUUCUCAAGAGUUCGCUAUAAGUUUGGCUUUCCGCCUAUUUUACUGAACCAGAUCUGUUGCACAUCCCAAGCCCCUUCCCAUUCCACACAUACAACACGCAUCCAGCCACUCCUCCUCCCCACCACAUCAACACCCAAAGAAAAAAAGGGGGAAACAUUCAAGAGAGAAGAAGAUCUGAAUUUGCAACCCAGAAUGGCACCACGGAUCUGAGCAUUGAGUGAGAGAGCAAGAGAGAGAUCACGAGUAGAGGGAGAAGGAGAUGCGAGCAGAAGGAGAUGGAGAUUUGAACAUAGCCGAUUGGAACCCUAAUUUCUGGGUAUUGGUUGAGGUCCAGAUGAGGUAGGAGAUGAAGGCCUUGAAGGAGGGUGGCCUCGAAAGGCCAAAGCUUUUAUCUGGGUUUUUGAGUAAACACCUUGAAGAACCUUCCUGGAAGCUCAUGGAAAAGCCAAAGCUUGAUUUGACGAGAUCCGGCGAGCAUGGCUGCCGAUCCGUCGGUGGGUAGGGCACAGAAGCUUAGGGUCGGUUUUCUUCGGAUUUGAGAGAUACCCAGAAUUUUCAAUCAAGCGCUUUCUCCUCCUUCUGAAGAAGGGGGGAAUGUGGCGAAAGCGUUUACUACUUCAUGGUUGUUGUUGCAGGGGCAGAAAAUCUGAGAGAAUUGGAAGUGGAAGGUGGAAGAAGCUGGUUGAAGAAUCAUCUAGAGUGAGAUGAUGCACAGUGGAAGAAGAAGAAAGGGGCAUGGGAAAAAAUAGCAUUAUUGUUGUGAAAAACGAAUUGGCACGUGAAUAGUGAAUAGCUAUGUAAACAAAUUCGUUCCAGUUCCAAAGGAUUGAAUGAAUUGAAAGUUGGGAAUGAAAUUGAAUAGCUAUGAAAAACGUAACCUUGAAAGUUUUGGGUGGUGGAGAAGUUGGGAUGAUGGAGGUUAAUUGGAAGCAGUUUAAUUAGUGUGUCUUAAUCCUUUAAUUUUUUAAUUUUUUUAGGAUUUAAAAGAAAAAAAUUCCACCUGGCCUCAGUAAACUGACGUGGCCAUGCCACAUGGCCACCGGAGCUCCGGGGGCGUUGACCCAGAGCUCCGGAGGGACUAAAACCAAACUUUUUGACAAAGGAUAGGAACUAAAACCCACCUUUGCUCCGGCGAGGGACUAAUACCAAGCAUUUAGUAAAGGUUAGGGACGAAAAACUUAUUUAAGCCAAAAUUUAAUGAUCUUAUUUUUGACCCUUUGCAGGUUAAAGAACCCAAAGUGUAUGUCCAUGGAAAUUUAGAAAACAAGGAUGUUGUCAGCAGAAGUUGGCCUGGCUGCCCAUAAUCCUUUCUCUGGCAUGAUCGUCUUUUAAAAGUUAAUGUUUGAGAAAUGCUAGUUUCCUUUGUCUCCCUUUUCUCAUAGUGCCCAUGGGGAUUGAGAAAGCACUUUUUCGUAGUGUUGGAAUUGUUCAUCCCCACUAACAGUUUCCUGUCUCGUCUAGUUGAUGAGAACUAGGAUGAUAAGGUAGAAUAGUUGAUCUUGUAAUUGUAGCAAUUCGAACGUUGAUUCCUGUGUGAAACAACUAUAUCUGAUGUUUGAGGUGCAUAUGUCAGAUUCAUAAUGGUGCAACUAUCUGCUCUGGGUUCCCAAUAUGAUUGUGCAAACACCCAUAACAAUAACAUAUUUUGAUUCGAGCAUUUGUUCAUAUAAUCGAACGAAAGAAAGAGUCAUUUUCAUA
Lotus japonicus is the source of this 3352-nucleotide messenger RNA. RefSeq names its product dol-P-Man:Man(7)GlcNAc(2)-PP-Dol alpha-1,6-mannosyltransferase-like. Gene Ontology annotation, molecular function: alpha-1,6-mannosyltransferase activity. Gene Ontology annotation, biological process: protein N-linked glycosylation. The transcript has 19 exons. Lineage: Eukaryota; Viridiplantae; Streptophyta; Magnoliopsida; Fabales; Fabaceae. The coding region runs from base 245 to 1864 and encodes 539 amino acids. Gene Ontology annotation, cellular component: endoplasmic reticulum membrane. The record is from RefSeq and is a predicted model, not a curated record.